GAGGCGGGGCCAGGCCGCCCCGCGCACCUGCGGGAGCUGGAAGCGGCGGACACGCCCCCUCGGCGGGUGGAGACGGUUCAGCGUAGCAAACGCGUUCAUUACUCCUGUGUCCGAUUCAGAAGGGUUUCCUUCAUAAAGUGGUACAAACGUAACCGACAUUGUCAGAGGAAGGUUCUACCUUAGGAAAACCAGGCCUUUCCAGCCUCCAGGACAGACUGCGCUCGGUCUACGCCCGCAGUCUUCGUAGGUUGUCUGCUGCUGUCUGCACCUGUGUUCGGCUACCUGGGCGACCGGCACAGCCGCAAAGCCAUGCUGAGCAUUGGGAUCCUGCUCUGGUCAGGGGCGGGCCUCUCCAGCUCCUUCAUCUCCUCCCAGUACUCCUGGCUCUUCUUCCUGUCCCGGGGAGUCGUGGGCAUGGGCUCCGCCAGCUUCUCCACCAUCGCGCCCACCGUGCUGGGCGACCUCUUCGUGAGGGACCAGCGGACCCGGGUGCUGGCCAUCUUCUACAUCUUCAUCCCCGUUGGAAGUGGCCUGGGCUACGUGCUGGGCUCGGCUGUGUUGCAGCUGACAGGGAACUGGCGCUGGGCCUUCCGAGUCACGCCCUGCCUGGAAGCCAUGGCUCUGAUCCUGCUUAUGGUGCUGGUUCCGGACCCUCCCCGGGGAGCUGCUGAGAAGCAGGAAGAGGUGGCCAUGGGGGGCCCGAGGGGCAGCUGGUGUGAGGACGUCAGAUACCUGGGGACGAACUGGAGCUUUGUGUGGUCGACCCUUGGGGUGACUGCCAUCGCCUUUGUGACUGGAGCCCUGGGCUUCUGGGCCCCCAAAUUUCUGUUCGAGGCCCGUGUGGUGCACGGACUGCAGCCUCCCUGCCUCCAGGAGCCGUGCAGCGGCCAGGACAGCCUGAUUUUCGGGGCACUGACUGUCGCGACCGGCAUCGUUGGAGUUGUCCUGGGGGCGGAGGCUUCACGGAGGUACAAGAAGGCCAACCCCCGGGCCGAGCCCCUCAUCUGCGCAUGCAGCCUCCUCGCUGCGGCCCCCUGCCUCUGUCUGGCUCUGGUCCUGGCCCCAACCACGUUCCUGGCCUCCUAUGUGCUCCUGGCUCUCGGGGAGCUGCUUCUGUCCUGCAACUGGGCAGUGGUUGCCGACAUCCUGCUGUCGGUGGUGGUGCCCAGGUGCCGGGGGACAGCAGAGGGUCUGCAGAUCACGGUGGGCCACAUCCUGGGAGAUGCCGGCAGCCCUUACCUCACUGGACUGGUGUCCAGCACCCUGAGGGCCGGGCGCCCGGACUCGUACCUGCAGGCCUUCCUCAGCCUCCAGCAGAGUUUCCUGUGCUGCGCAUUCGUCCUCGCCCUGGGCGGGGGCUGCUUCCUGCUGACGGCGCUGCGCCUGGAGAGGGACCAGGCCCGGGCCCGGGCUCCCGGCACGGGGACCCCGGACAGCAAGGACAUGGAGAGCCGAGCCCUGCUUUCUGGUGCUGCCACAGAGCCCCCCUGAGGCCCCCGCCCCUCCCGCCACGGCAUCAGGGCCCGGUCCCCUCUGGCUGCGGCUCAGGGCCCCCGGCCGAGCUGCACCUGCCACUUCUUCCCUGCAGCCAGAGAGCUGGCAGCGCCUGUGGCGGGGAAUUGAGCUGUCAGCGCCCUCGGCAGGAGGCCUGUGCCCGCGCCUCCGCCCCGCACGCCCCGGGUCCUCAGCCCGGUUGCCAGUGGCCCCGAUUAAAGGUGGAUUUCAGGCC
This is a messenger RNA of Hyaena hyaena (striped hyena), 1729 nucleotides long. RefSeq names its product sphingolipid transporter 3 (putative) (gene SPNS3). The transcript is spliced from 12 exons. Gene Ontology annotation, molecular function: transmembrane transporter activity. The coding region runs from base 310 to 1491 and encodes 393 amino acids. NCBI's taxonomy places the organism in Eukaryota, Metazoa, Chordata, Mammalia, Carnivora, Hyaenidae. Gene Ontology annotation, cellular component: membrane. The record is from RefSeq and is a predicted model, not a curated record. Gene Ontology annotation, biological process: transmembrane transport.